Girardinichthys multiradiatus is the source of this 3457-nucleotide messenger RNA. Its product is annotated as zinc finger protein 345-like. The transcript is spliced from 7 exons. The coding region runs from base 144 to 2669 and encodes 841 amino acids. NCBI's taxonomy places the organism in Eukaryota, Metazoa, Chordata, Actinopteri, Cyprinodontiformes, Goodeidae. The record is from RefSeq and is a predicted model, not a curated record. Gene Ontology annotation, cellular component: nucleus.
ACGCUCUCUUUGAUGAACUGCGUGUUUCAGGAAGAAGUUGGCGCCUGACGCUGCGUAUUCGGGUAGCUAGCACGCUAACCGCAACUAUGUCAAAUAAUCUGUUGUAUUGAUUUUUCUCUUUGGCGUAGGGAAAUAAAUACAAAAUGAAUGAGAUGGAAAUCAGUGUACCCCUGUCCUCGCUGGCACUCCUGGUCCCACCUCUUCGUCUGAUGUCAGCAGUGAUGUGGGAAGUUGUCCGGCAGCGAAACAUAAAGCACUAUGGCAAACUGGAGGAAUUUGUUUCCAUGGUUACAGAUGCGGUACCCGAACUCAUGAGUAAACGAGAGGGGAGACUCUUGUCGCUGGGCCUCAGAGCAAGGACAACUCUUGAGCUGUUGCGUUCUGAACACCCUGAAGAUCUCAAGGCAGUAGAGACUCAUCUUAACCGAAUCCGAUCUUCUUGCAUGGAAGAGACAAAUGAUCCUGUAAUCGAAGCCCCAGAAGCUAACUUCAUGAAGCUUGUCCAAGGCCUUAUUGAAGACACUGAUGGCAGGGAACAUUUUCUCAAGAAUGUGUUUCCUGUCGAAUACGGCCCAGACUUUGACACAGCAUUAGAGACUCUUGUUUGUGAGUUCUUCACGAGACUGGAGGAACUUCUGCCAAUUCCAGAUUUCAAACAGACUGCCACUUGGAUCAGUGCUGCUCCUGCUGUCAUAGAAGAGUACAUGCAGUGUGUUUCAAAUGGAGAUGACCUUAAAUUUCUACUCCAGAGCAAACAGUGCCAUGGAAAGUUGGCAAAGACCACUGUUGCAGCUUCUUUUCAUUCGGAAGAUCUUCUGAUUCCAUCUCUGUCUCUCCCUCCAUCUCUGGAAGUGGCCAUCGCUUCCCACCCAAGUGCUUGUGAUGAUGAAAACACUCACGUCUCACAGAUCGUCAUGUUCGACGAAGAACUUUCCACAAACCCUUCCACUUCCACCGACUUUCCUGAAUCGCCUAAAAGGACUGAUGGUGCUUCAUCUCAUCGCAGGAGGCAUCAGUCAGGAAUCCAUAAAUGCCCAGAGUGUGACAAAUGUUUCAAGCAUCACUCCGUCCUCAUUGAACACCAGAGACUCCACAGCGGCCAGCAGCCAUACAACUGCUCUGAGUGUGGGAGGGCGUUCAGAACAGCCACUCUGCUGGCAGGUCACAGGCUGCGGAAGUGUAAAAAUGCUGCAUAUCUUUGCAUUAAAUGCGGAAACAACUUUCCAACUUCGUUGGAGAAGUUCCGACAUCACUGCCCGAAACGAAGGCGUAACUACGACUGUGUGCAAUGCGGAAAGAGCUUUUCAAAGUCUAGCGGCCUGAAAGAACACCUCCUAACUCAUGUCCAAAGCCGACUUUUCAAGUGCAGCCAGUGUGGUGCUGGCUUUUCAGGUAUCGGUGACCUGAAAUAUCAUCAGCAGGUAGAUCAUGAUAAGCCUUUUCACUGCAAACAGUGUGGAAAGCGCUUCAUCUCCUCCAAGUCUUUAGCCAAGCACCAACAGCGGCAUGAAGAAGGUGCUGACAUGGAAACAGUUAAAUUAUUGAGUGGAGGUAAACACAGCAAAAGUGUCCCAAGUCACCGGACUUCUUCAGUUACUCUGUCCUACAGGAAGUUGUCUGUUAAAGCCAUGUACCCUGGGGGAAGGGUCACCCAUAAUUGUCCGCUGUGUGGACGGAGCUUUAAGUACCGUUUUGAGUUUCUGGAACACCAGCGGUUUCACACAGCAGUGAAGCCUUACAAGUGCUCUCAGUGUGGAAAAGCUUUCCGGACUGAAGCUCACCUGUCCGGCCACAGGAAGAGAAAGUGUAAAAAUGCCGCCCACAUCUGCACCAAGUGUGGGUGUCAGUUCAGAUCUUUGCACGAACGUGUCCGACACCAGUGUGUGCAGCUGCUGACCAAAUAUGAGUGUUCUCACUGUGGCAAGACCUAUAAGAUGGCCCACCUGCUCAGGAACCAUCAGAUGAGCGAUCAUCAGCUUCCGUACAGCCCCAACCACCGCUUCAGGUGCAGGUACUGUGACGAGACCUUUCCUGGCAUCAGCGAGCUCAAGUAUCACCAGAGAGUGGACCACGAGAAACCGUAUCAGUGUCAGGAAUGUGGCAAGUGCUUCCUGUCUGAAAAAUGCCUGGCCAACCACGAGCUGCGCCACAACGACGACAGACCUGAAAGCUGCCAGGUCUGUGGCCGUGGCUUCAGGAACCGCUACGACUUGAAGCAGCACAUGCGCACCCACACAGGAGAGCGGCCCUACCAGUGCACCCACUGUUCCCAGUGUUUCUCCACAGCAGGGGGGCUACGCAGUCACACCAGGGUCCACACAGGAGAGAAGCCACACGUGUGCCCCGACUGCGGAAAGGCUUUCUCCCAGAUGGGGGCGAUGCGCACCCACAGACUCACCCACACAGGGGAGAGACCUUUCAAAUGCAGCAUAUGCGGCAAAGGUUUUACAAUGGCUCACAAAGUAACGGUCCACAUGCGGGUGCACACAGGCGAGCGGCCCUAUGUGUGCUCUCAGUGUGGCAAAGCCUUUUCAGACGGCAGCGUGCUGAAGCAGCACAUGCUGAACCACUCAGGGGUCAGACCGUACCACUGCCAGAUCUGCCCCAAGACCUACACGUGUCUGAACCACCUGAGGAGACACCUGAAGAGUCACUCAAACAUAAACUAAGUCUGGCAUCAAGGCAGAGGUGCUGAACCUGACAUUUUACAUAUCUGCACUUGUUCGAAAACGGUACUUAUGUUUUUUUUGACUAACUGAACCUGUAAUACAGAGUAUAGAAUAAGGCUGUCUGGUUGUCGACAAUGAAAUGGAAAUGUGUCUUUUUGUCUUUUGUUGCAAUGUAAAUGUAUGCACAGACUAUUACAAGCAGCACAAACAAAUGUCUUCACUCCUAAUGAGAUUUGUUUUCUGUACAUUACUAUUAAACUCAUGAAUGUUUCAGUUGACAUUUUCCAGAGCUCUAUAGGAGAUAAAGGGGAAAGUGCUUUCCUUAACUAUCUUUACAUCCUUCAGUGAAUGCUAUAUUGUCUGAUCUGUAUUAUCCCAGGUGUUAGUUCUAGCCACAUCAGGAGUUUCCAUUCCCCAAAUGUAGGCUCGGCUGUACAAUUCGUCACCAGCCAGCUGAGUGAUAUUUUUGCAUGCAUCCAGUGAAUUCUCAUGUUGUGAUUCUGCCUGAUCCUUUCAUAGACAUUGCAGUGGAUUUUGAUGUGGACCAUCCAGUCACCAUACUUGGCUGAUGCGUAUGUGCUGAGGUUGUAAUAUUGCGGAAAGUAUUUUUGGGAAAGGUCUUGUUAAACACAUGAAAGUUGUCUAUUUGUAAUUAUGUUGGAUGAUAAAUUCUGAGGCACAAUGGAAAAAUACAAACUUUUGACAACUGUGCUUUAUUUUCUGUAGGCCUCUUGUAUUUCCUUAGUUGUUUUUGAGGUGUUAGUUUCAUAUUAAAUUAGUUUGAUUGA